AUGGCUGCAAUUUCCAAAAGCGACCAUGUAUUGGAUCUUUUCAUGAAGCUUUUGCCACCAGCCCGUUUCGCUUACCUGCCGACUGAAAUCCUCUUCCCCAGUACGCUUUCAUUCGAGAUCGAGUACAUCACCGUCGACUUGGAUCUCAAAGUGUCCAAAUAUACAGCUUUCCAAGAAGAUUUACAGCGUCCCCGAAUCCCUACUUAUCUCGCGUCUGAAUACUCCAGCUGGCGCUCAUAUCUAUGGAAUGACAGAAUCAUUGGCUCGCCAGUCAUUGGCGCUAUAGUCUUAAAUAACGAACACGGCGUACAAAGGCUGCUCGAUCGUGGUUACAAAGUCGAUCGCACUUGCCUGUACAUUGCAGUCAUGAUCAACUCGCUCAGUAUGGUUAAGCUUAUCCUGUGUGCCCUCAAUAGCAUCAAAGGUAUUCAGGCCAAUGAAGAGAUACGAGAGCAUGGUCAAUCCCGUAUUUACGACAUCAUACAAAUCGGUUUCAAUCCAAUCAACUGGGCUGUACGCGCGAACAACAAGAAAAUGGUGCAGCUUCUUUUGCAAGCCGGCGAGCGUAUCGAUCGGGACUUUUACGACACCCGUGAGGCAAAGUUCGAUCGACUAUCACCGCUCCAAACAGCGGUAACCAUGAGAAACAUUGAUUUGGUCGCUUGGCUGAUUGGCUGUGGUGCGGAUGUCAAUGGUCCACCAUGUCCUUACGCAGGCUCUACGGCUAUUUCAGUGGCUGCCGCCCAUGGCGACCUGGCUAUUGCAAGGCUGCUUGUUGAAAAUGGCACAAGAGUCAAUACCCUGAGAAGUCCAUACAGGCGAGAGUAUCUGACAGCAUUCGAGUAUGCCCAGCAGGGCGGCCAUCACGUCGCAGCAAACAUCAUUAAGGCUCAUCGAACGUGGGAAACAUUCGAUCUAGCAAUGCUGGAAAAUAUUUCAGUAAAAUUUAGCUCCGAGGGUCAAGAGUUUGCGAAUGAAAUAUUACCCGAUGAGUGCCGGAAAGUCAUUAGCCCAAACGAGCCGUGUCUCUGUUUUGGCUGCUAUCCGCAAGAACUAGGAGAUGAAUGGUCAGACGACGAGGACACGUGGGAAGAUACUGUGGGAGAUUCUGGCGAGGAUUUAAUAGUAUUGGAAGAUGGCGUUCAAGCAGGAUCGUUGCGGCCAUGGGCCCCUGAACAUAUCAUCGGAGACCAUGAAUCACAGGGCUGGGUUUCCAGUUUUCCCAACUUUGAUGAAAUCGAUAUAGAGCCCGGACAGCGAUUUCCUACACAAUUCCUUUCGGAAACAGAGGCAUCUAUACUAGAUUCUGCCACAGCAGAGUGGGAUGAUACUCAUGUCCAACAUGCUGCGAACUCGGAGCAUCCAAGUCUGGCAGAUGGCCCACUAGCCGAGCCAAGUGUUCCAACUGUCGUCGACGAAGCACAGCACAAUUGGGUUGUCGCAAGUAGUGACCAGGAGCUAGGGCGGGAGGGAGCUGACAAUAUAGAAAGUCUGGAGCAGGAUCUCUUUGGGCCACUGGAGUUUAAUUGGGAAUUCUGA
Messenger RNA from Pyricularia grisea, 1539 nucleotides. RefSeq lists its product as uncharacterized. The coding region runs from base 1 to 1539 and encodes 512 amino acids. Gene Ontology annotation, molecular function: protein binding. NCBI's taxonomy places the organism in Eukaryota, Fungi, Ascomycota, Sordariomycetes, Magnaporthales, Pyriculariaceae. The record is from RefSeq and is a predicted model, not a curated record. The transcript has 2 exons.